Molecule: messenger RNA, 1927 nt
Organism: Trifolium pratense (red clover)
Lineage: Eukaryota; Viridiplantae; Streptophyta; Magnoliopsida; Fabales; Fabaceae
Product: rho GTPase-activating protein 5-like
Exons: 5
Coding region: 450-1817 (455 amino acids)
Biological process (GO): signal transduction
Molecular function (GO): GTPase activator activity
Source: RefSeq, a predicted model, not a curated record
ACAAAAAUAACCAACACCACGUUCAUGGUCUUUCUGUCUUUAGUUCUACUCUUUCUUUUGUUUCCCUAUCUUAUGUUUUGUAGGUGUCAUUCUUUGUUUCUUUCUCUCUCUCUCUCUCUCCACUAUAUCUAACACACAACACAACAAUCUUCUUCAUUAUAUUUACUUAUUAUUCAACUCUCCAAAACACGCAAGCAACCAAUCAAUACCUUAAAAAACUAACUUAAUGAUUCUCACGUCCCACACUUUUCUUCAUUCCAACUCCACCUCAACACAAUCUUCAAUCCCAACUCUUACUAUAUUUCUCAUUUCUUAAAAUUAAAUCACAAUAUCUUACAUCAUACCACUUUCUUAAUUAAGAAAAAAUCUCUUAUUAAACUAUAGUCUAUACUUUCCUUUUAUUUUUUAUAUUACAAGUAACUAACUAAACGCUUCUUUCAUUGCCAACCAUGACACAAGUUCUCCACUCUCCACCUCAUUUUACUUCAUCAUCACCAACAACAUCAUCUUCAACUUCUUCAACUUCUUCUCCUCUUUCUUCUUUCUCUUGUCAUGCCAUUUUUCAACCUCCUUCACAACCUCAUUUUCCACUUUUUGAACUUUUAGUUACUCUUUUUAGAAAAUCAUUAUUUCCUUUCAAGAAUAGUGGCAACAAGGAACUUUGUAAUAUGGACAUUAGCUCUCCGACUAACGUGCGCCAUGUUGCGCACGUUACUUUUGAUAGGUUCAAUGGUUUCUUGGGUUUGCCUGAUGAGUUCGAACCCGAUUUUCCCAGAAGGCCACCUAGUGCUAGUGCAACUGUUUUUGGAGUUUCAACAGAAUCCAUGCAGUUAUCUUAUGAUUCAAGAGGGAACAGUGUGCCAACAAUUCUGUUGUUAAUGCAAAGGCAUCUGUAUGUUCAAGGAGGGUUGCAGGUUGAAGGGAUUUUCAGAAUUAAUGCAGACAAUAGUCAAGAGGAACAUGUUAGGGACCAAUUGAACUUAGGAUUGGUUCCUGAAGACAUUGAUGUACAUUGUUUAGCAGGACUAAUUAAGGCUUGGUUUAGGGAACUUCCGACCGCCGUUCUGGAUUCAUUAUCACAAGAGCAGGUAAUGCAAUGCCAAACUGAGGAAGACAGUAUUGUACUAGUGAGGCAUCUACCUCAUACUGAAGCCGCGCUCUUGGACUGGGCCAUCAAUCUAAUGGCAGAUGUAGUCCAAUACGAACAUCUUAAUAAGAUGAAUGCACGCAACAUUGCCAUGGUUUUCGCACCAAACAUGACUCGGAUGGCCGAUCCAUUAACUGCGUUGAUGUACGCAGUUCAAGUGAUGAACUUUUUGAAGACACUUAUAUUAAGGACGCUACGAGAAAGAAAGGAUUCAGUGGUUGAAUUGAAUCCUAGAUUGAAUUUUGAACCUUCUGAUGAGAAUGGACACCGUAGACUUUUCGAGUCGUGUCAGAAAGAAGAUACUGCAUCAGCAGCAGCAGCAGAAUAUGAAGAGGCUCAGGAAAAUUUUGUUUCAGAAAAAUCUGUCUUAGAAUAUUCACCUGAAUCACUCGAAAAAAAUUCCUCAACUGGAGAAGAAUCUGCCAGUUUGAUAAGCACUUCUGAGAAUCAAAUUUCGAAUGAGGAUUUGUAUUGUGAGUUUCCACCGAAAAGAAACAUGGGGAAGAAUAACAAGUCUAGUCAAUCAAGUAGUUCAAAUGCUAGAAAAGGGUCUAAAAAGACAAGAAGCCAACAACCUGCGAUCAAUGGAAAAGCAUCGGUCGAGAAAAAGGGAAUGAGGACUUUGAGUAACACAGAUACAAGAUCCGACCGAGUCGAAGCUUGGCGCUGAAGAAAGCACAGAAUUGUAAAACUUGAUUAUUUCACUUUGUGCCUUUGUAAGUUUGUCUAAUGUCUGAGAUUGAAAAAUUCUAAGGAAAGUUUGCGAAUUGAUUCAUUCCA